AUGACUACUCAAGAGAGAGAUGAUAUAAAAUCAAAUUGUUUAUUACAAAAUUCAAAAUAUAAUUCAAGCGUUGUUAUUAAUAAAACAAUAGAAGGUUCAGCAGUCUCAAAUAAUAUAAAUGAAAUUAAAAAAAAAAAUGAUUCAUUUAAGAAAUUUGAUUUUACAUUAUUUAACAAAAACAAUGCCAUUUCUGCUGAAAAAAAGCGUGAAUAUUGGCGCAAAAAUAGUAAAAUGCACUUGGAAAAGUCUGUUGUAGCUUUAGAUAUAGUACAUGAUGGUAUUCAUUGGAUGAAUGAAAAUAAAAAUCUAUUGAAUUGCAAUUAUACAGAAGUUGAGCCAUUAAACAAUAAGGACAGUAUAUCUUUUCUUAAUGAAAAGGCACCUGAUAAUAUGGGUUAUAGUAAUAAUAUCAAAUAUGACAAUUGUUGUGAAAGAGAAAAUUCUUUGAAAUUUGGUUCUUUACCAAAUCAAAAGUAUGAACUACCAUUGAUACCAUCUAAUGUAAUAACAUCUGAUGAAAAAAAAAAAAAUUCUGAGAAACAAUCUAAUGAAAAAAAUGAAAGCAAACUACCUAGAAAAGAAGGUAUAAUAUUAACAAGAGAAAAUAAAGACAAUGAAAAAAAAUUAAAUAAUCGUAUUUUGACAACACUUGAGGCAGGAUUAGAUUUAAAAGUUAUUGACUGUUCACCUGAUGGUAAAUAUUUUCAAUUUAACGAAGAAAUUGGUAACGGAUCAUUAAAAAAAGUUUAUAAAGGUUAUGAUAAAAAUUCAAAAAUUUAUGUUGCAUGGUGUGAAACAAAAAAUAAUUUAUUUCCAGACAAAAUUAAAAAAAUUAGAGAAGAGAUAUAUAUACUUAGUUUAUUAUCUCAUCAAAAUAUUCUUCCAUUAUUAAAUUAUUGGGAAUAUAAAAUUGAGGGUGUCAUAGAGACAAAUAUUGUAAUGAUUACGGAAUAUUUUGAUAAUGGUUCUUUAAAAAAUUAUAUAACAUCUUUGGAAUUUGUAUCAAAAAGUUCUAUAAAAACAUGGGGAAAACAAAUUUUAAAUGGUUUAAAAUAUCUUCAUACUCAUGAUCCAGUUAUUCUUCAUCGUGAUUUAAAAUGUGAUAAUAUUCUUUAUGAUAAAAGAAGUGAUAUUGUUAAAAUUUGUGAUCUUGGAUUAACUGCAUUUAAGGGCAAUUCUAUAGAUCAAUCAGUCAAUGGUACACCUGAAUUUAUGGCACCAGAAAUGUUUAGUGGAAAAUAUGAUGAAGGUGUUGAUAUAUAUGCUUUUGGGAUGUGUUUAUUGGAAAUGGUUACAGGUGAAUAUCCAUAUCAAGAAUGUCGCAAGCCAAAUGAAUUAAUUCACUUGGUAACUAGAAAUAUUAAACCACUUUGUUUGUUUAGGAUUAAAAAUAUAUAUGAUGAUGUCAAAAUUAUUAUUGAAAGAUGUAUUCGUAAUAGACGAAAUGAAAGAUGGGAAAUCGAUGAAAUUUUACAAGAUCAAUUUUUCUUUGAUUAUCAAAAUUAUGAUAUCAAAAUUAAAGCAUGUUGUUAUGAAGAAUAUCUUUUAUCUGAUGAAACGAUAUUGACAUUGGAAAUUAGUGAUAUUUCAAAUAAAAGUAGAAAGAAAUAUUUAGAAUCACCUACAAUCAUUUCACUUUGUACAUUUGAUUGGGAAAAUGAAAAGUGUAUUGAAGUAGCAAAUCGUUUGAUAAAAGAUUUUGAUAUUGAUAUUAAGUUAAAGCAUCAAAUAAUAUUACAACUUGAAAGGUAUAUAAAAAUUGCAAAAAUACACCAAAAAUAUAGAAAAAUAGAAAAAGAAAAUGAAGAAAUGAAUAAUGGUUGUGAAGAAUUUUACGUUGAUAAUAAAUUUAAAAUUAAUGAAAAAAAAUCAAAUUAUGGUAUGAAGACUGAUCGUGUUAUUCCUAUACUUUCUCCUGCAUUUUUUAGAAUAUUAAAAGAAUGGAAAGUAGAUGAUAAAUUUGUUAAUGAUAAAAAUGCACAAUUUGUAAUUGUUAAAGUAAUUAAAACAAUUAGUAUAGAUGACAGAAUAUUUCAUACUCUUUUUACUUAUAAGAAACAACAAGCACUUAUUAUUUCAACUGUUAAAUCAUGUGUUCCAGAGAGAGUUGUAAAAUCACUCGUUAAUACUAAGGUAAUUAAUAAAACUUCUAGUGGAAAAAUUGUUUUAAUUUUGAAAGCUAUUAUUUCAAAGAUUGAAAAUUUGCCAACAAAAUGUUUACCAAUUAAAAUAAGAUAUUCAUUUGAAGAUAAUUCAAUAAAACAAGAACAAAUAAAAUUUAUAAAAAAUAUAAAAAAUAAAGUCAAUAAAAAAAUGCUUUCAUUAGAAAGUAUUAGUGAGGAUAAUUUAUUACAAGAAUCAUUUGUUAUUCCAGCUUUUAAACAAAAUAUAGAGAAAGAAAAACAUGUCAUUUGGAAUAUUUUUACUGAGGGUAAAUUAAAUUUAUCAGUAAAUGAAUUAAAAAAUAAAAUAUCUUAUGAAGAUGGAAAUUUUUCUAAUGAAAAAAGUAUCAUUGCAAUGUUAUUUGAAGAAUUUACACCCAAUUUAUUUUCUUCAAAUCCAUAUUGUAUAAAAUUUGACAGGGAUAAUAUUUCUCAUCACAUUAUAACAAAUAAUUAUGAAACAUUUUUUAAUGUAUUUAACAAAGAUUUUGGUAAAUUCAUUAAAGAAUGUCAAAUUCUUGAUACGAUAACAGUUAUGAACAUAGAAAAUAAAAUAAACAAUUAUUAUACAUGUAUAAAAUUAACACAAAAACGUUCUUUGACAAUGACAAAAUCACAAACAUAUACUGAACCUUCAAUUCAAAAUAAUACUAAUAAUAAUAAUAAUGUUAAUAUUGAAAAUAAUAUUAAAAAAACACUAAAAAAAGCAGCUCCAAAAAAUUUUAAAAUUUCUAAAGUUUAUUUAGAAAAUGAUGGAAAUUUGGAAGCAAAUUCUAGACAACGUUCCAUUACUGUUUGUGCUCCUAGUACAAUUGAAAUAUCUCAACAAUUAGAUAUUAUUAAUAAAAAAAGUUUUGAUGAAAAGGCAAAAAUAUUAUCUAUUGAAAAUGAUAUCAACAAUGAAGAAAAUUUAGAUACUUUUGAUGAGACUUUUUCUACUUUUAGAACGAGAAGAAAAUCAUUUAUUCAUGAUAAUAUAUAUGACUUUAAAAUAACAAAAGAUGAUUUAAUCAAUGAAUAUCAAUUUUUUGCUGAUACAAAAACUCCUGAUUAUUCAAAAAAUAAAAAAGAAAAUACUUUAGACAAACAUUUUGUAAAAUCUCCAACAAUUGAUAUUUCACAUUUUAAUGAAUUAAAUGAUAAAAAAAUAUGUAUUAAUGAUACUACAACAUUAAAUAGUUUUUCAAACAAAUUAAAUGAAAGAGAAAAAAAAGAUAGUAAAAUAACUACAUUAAGUGAAAAUAAACCGGAAAAUAAUAUUGAUACAUCACAUAUAAUUAUAAAUGAUGAACCAAAAGAACAUACUUUUAGUGUUAUUAAACUUCAAAGAAAUACAUCAAUAACUGAACAAUUUGAAGAUAAAAGUUUUUAUGAAGAAAAAUGUACGAUUGCUAAAAAUAAGAUAUUAUAUAAAGCUAAUUCUCUUAAAAGUGAAUGUAAUUUUGUUGAUGAAGAAACAAUCUUUAAGAAAAAAAAAGUACUCGAAUUUAGUAAAAGAUUAGCAGAGUUACUUAAUAAUGAGGAAGUAACUCAAAAUAACCCAUCAAUAAAUAGUAUUGAAGAUAACAACUUUAAUGAUAAUAAGAAAAAUAUUAAUGUGUCAGAGAAAAAAUUCAUUUAA
Messenger RNA from Strongyloides ratti, 3783 nucleotides. RefSeq names its product WNK homolog. The record is from RefSeq and is a predicted model, not a curated record. The coding region runs from base 1 to 3783 and encodes 1260 amino acids. Gene Ontology annotation, molecular function: protein serine/threonine kinase activity; ATP binding. Gene Ontology annotation, cellular component: cytoplasm. Gene Ontology annotation, biological process: intracellular signal transduction; protein phosphorylation. The transcript has 9 exons. Lineage: Eukaryota; Metazoa; Nematoda; Chromadorea; Rhabditida; Strongyloididae.